GCUCGCCGCGCUCGGCCUCGCCGGCAUCUCGCCGGGAUCCCGCCGGAAUCCCGACGGACCGCUCCCACGAGGAUGCUGCGCGCCGUCGCCGCAGGACGGGCUUUGCUGCUGAGCGCCCUGCUGUGGCGCCUGGCCGCCGCCGGCAAUCCAGAACUACCAACAGCAGUUAAUAUAACUUGGUCUUCUAUCAAUUUUAAAACUAUACUACAGUGGCAACCAAAACCAUCAGGUUACUUCUAUACAGUAGAAAUACAUGGGCAGACAUCUGACACCAAAAAAAAAUGUAUUUUGACAGCAGAAACAGAGUGUGAUGUUACUGAUGUGCUCAGGAAUGUAAAAGAGACCUACACAGCACACAUACUGUCUGUAACGUCCUCGGGGAUGGAUAACUUUGAAGAACCACCUUUUGCAGUCUCUGAAAAAUUUACACCUUAUAGUCAGACUGUUCUCGGAAAACCGGAGAUACAGAAUUACACACAGAAAGGUUCCAAACUGAAUGUUGUGUUCCAAGAUCCACUUACACCAUAUACAUUUCCUAAUGGAAGCUUUCAAAGUAUUCGAGAUAUUUUCCAACAUGACCUGGAAUACAAACUCUAUUACUGGAAAGAUCAAAGUUCUGGAAAGAAAGAUGCAACAACAGAAAGCCAUAAAUUUGAAAUAAGCGUUGACAACACAAAGAACUAUUGCUUCUACAUACAGGGAGUCAUUCCCUCCCGCAGAGAAAACCGUAAUGGUCAAGAAAGCAUGGUGCUUUGUACCAGCAUAGGAAGAAAUAUCUUAGAUGAAUACGGAGCAGAAGUCUUUAUCAUCAUAGCAGUGAUAGUGAUUGCAGUCAUCACUCUUGCUGUUGUCCUAUCAGUGAUCCUGUGUAAACGCAAGAAAACAAAAGCUGCAAGAGAAAAGGAACCACUUAACAGCAUCUAAGGAAAAACUGUUGUGGACACUAGUGACAGUUCCAAAGCAAAAAAAACCAAACCAAAACAAAAAACAUAAAUUGGGUAAUUGGGUGGAGCCUUUUAGGCUCUCUGAUACAGGAAUUUUGAAGGCCAAACUUUAUAUGGAUUCAAAAAUCCAUUAGACAAUCACAGAUGAAAAAUCCAGAUAUCAGGAAGCCCCUGUGUCACUAGUGGCCAGAGGCUGGAAUAGUAUUCUGGUGGUCUGUUACAAUAACCUAACCCUACUCAUACACUCUCCCAAGCUCCUUCUAUUGUCCUGUCUGAAACAGGAUUCUGAACUAAAUGGACCUUUGUCUUGACCAGGUACAGACUUUCUGAAAGUAUGGCUUUACUGAGCCAGAAGAUUUAUGGUACUUGUGAGGGGAAAAAAACACUACUUUUGAAAAAUAUAUGUCCUUUACCUAACUAAAAGGAACAUUUUUCUGUUUCUAUGAAACAAAACCUGUAUUUAUCUGACUUUCUUUUAACAUUAUUAACUGGUGAAAUGAUCUGGUAGUUCAGAUGUGACAAAGAUGCUACUACUAUGUCUGCACUUAUUGGAUAAAAUUAACUUGGUCUAUUUAUCUUUGGAUAUAGACAAUCAAAGGUAAACAAACUAAAACUACUGUACUGGUGACUUGUAAGGAACACUCUUGAAGUAGGUAGCUGCUAUCCAUCUGGAAAGCAUAUCCAGAUUACACUACACCUAGAGUUAUACAGACAGGGUAGUCUGAUGGUUCCAAGCAAGUGUUAGAACAAAUACUUUGCAGUUUUUGAGUCAGUAGUAACUCACUUCAUGCAAGGACUGAGUAGGUAGCAGUAUUUACUGCAUUUUGAACGUUAUUUUUAAUUAAACAGUUGGUGAAUGAAUAGUUUCUGUGGUAGAGGUACAAAUCAUCUUGGUGAUGGGAUUUGGAGGUACCUGUUGCUUUGACUAUUUUAAUAUUUAUUUUAUAAAUGAGAAUCUAAUUUUUAUACUGGUGAUAUCUGUAUUUAUGAUGGUAAUUUAUACUUUUCUAGUGAAAUAAAGGUGACUGGGAAACUAAAA
This is a messenger RNA of Aquila chrysaetos chrysaetos, 1983 nucleotides long. RefSeq names its product coagulation factor III, tissue factor (gene F3). The coding region runs from base 73 to 924 and encodes 283 amino acids. Gene Ontology annotation, biological process: blood coagulation. The transcript has 6 exons. NCBI's taxonomy places the organism in Eukaryota, Metazoa, Chordata, Aves, Accipitriformes, Accipitridae. Gene Ontology annotation, molecular function: protein binding. The record is from RefSeq and is a predicted model, not a curated record. Gene Ontology annotation, cellular component: membrane.